Messenger RNA from Cuscuta campestris, 1143 nucleotides. NCBI's taxonomy places the organism in Eukaryota, Viridiplantae, Streptophyta, Magnoliopsida, Solanales, Convolvulaceae. The record is from the annotation of a GenBank genome assembly.
CGCACCUGAUAAAAGCGUGUGAUUUGUACCAGGAGAAUUUCAGACGGAGUAUUGUCUUUGGUUGACUUCAAAUUGGGGUUUUGCGUAUAAUCCAAAUCACAUUUAUCCGACCGGCAUUUUUUCGCAAUUUGUUUGGUUCCUGAAAGAGAUUGCCUCCAGAUUAAAAAUUCUUGGUUUGGGUUUGGAGAAGAAGAUAAAGAUUCCUUUCUGGUUCAGAAAAGAUUCAAAUUUUACAGUACUCGUUUCUUGGGUAAGUCCUUUUCUGGAUUGCAAAGCUUAAAGGCCACCAGAGAAUCUUUCUUGGGUCAGCCCUUACAUUUCUUCCUCUGAUCGGUGUUCUCAUUUGCUGUAUAAUCUUCUCUUUGAGGGAAGUAAACCUUGAACACAAUAACAUGACAUUUAGCUUUUUGUAAUUGAAUUUGGUCCCCAUUGUUCUUCUGAGAAUUGCUAUCUACUCCGCACUUUUUAAAAUUUGUACCCUUUGUUCAUUGAUGGCUUUGUGUUUUGGUGUGUUAUACUGCUGCUUCUUAUUUGAAUUCACUUUUGGUUUCAUUCUGCUUGUUAGGCUUGUGGUUUUGAUCUGUAGUACCAACACGAAAUUGAUCCGGAACUCACAAGUUUGAAAAGUUUCAAAGGGUAAAAUACAAAAUUCCAUUCUUAAAGAUGGUUUUCAUGGGUGUUCCUGGAUUUGGAAAAUGGUGCCUUAUGCUCCAUAGUUUGCAGGUUAAGUUAUAUGUGAUCAUGAGACGGUAAUUUAUUAUUAAAAAAAUGGGUUGGCUGAGCAAAAUCUUUAAAGGCUCUAAUCACAAGGUUUCGGAAGGACAAUAUGAUCUCCGUUAUGAUGCACACAAAGAGGAAAAUCAUCCAUCAACUUCAGGGGACCCCUGGUCAGAGAUUGAAGACACAGACCAUGCUAUUGCAUUGUCCCUUUCGGUAGAUAACCUAAAGGGAAGAGAUGUACUGGGUUAGUGCAAUUUGGAUUAUCUCAUCAUAAUGAGUCUUGUAUGGAAAAAAAACAAACCAUCUCAUACACUACACAAGAUGUUUAAUUUUCUUUAUAGUUCUUUUAUUGGACAUGUGGACAUAAGGUUCAUUGUAAUGGUCUAUGUGGUUUUUUUCCUCAAAUAAGGCUUACUUUCUCUA